GCGCGGAGAUCGGCAGUGCGCUGUGUCCCCCGGACACAGCAGAUCAACGGAAACAGCCAAAGAUGUCAGCUCGGUCAUGUGAUCAGCUGUGUCCAAUCACAGCUGAUUGCAUGGGACAUGUACACUGAUCAUCAGGGCACUGAUGAUCAGUGUGCCCUGAUGAUCUGUGUAGCCCCAACAGUGCCACUUGUCAGUGUCAAAUCAAUGCCAGCUGUCAGUGCUCAUCAGUGCCACCUGCAAGUGCCCAUCAGUGCCUACCAGUGCACAUCAAUUCCAAAUAUCAGUGCCCAUCUGAGCUGCCUUUCAGUGUCGCCUAUCUGUGCCAGUCAGUGCCACCUAUCAGUGCUCGUCAGUGCUGCCUAUCAAUGCCACCUAACAGUGCUAGUCAGUGCCACCUAACAGUG
This is a messenger RNA of Staurois parvus, 404 nucleotides long. NCBI's taxonomy places the organism in Eukaryota, Metazoa, Chordata, Amphibia, Anura, Ranidae. The record is from the annotation of a GenBank genome assembly.